This is a messenger RNA of Trypanosoma cruzi, 1659 nucleotides long. RefSeq lists its product as uncharacterized. Bases 1 to 1659 code for a protein of 552 amino acids. The transcript has a single exon. NCBI's taxonomy places the organism in Eukaryota, Euglenozoa, Kinetoplastea, Trypanosomatida, Trypanosomatidae. The record is from RefSeq and is a predicted model, not a curated record.
AUGUUGCGACGAGGCAGGUUAUUUUUGGCCACGGCGGCGUCCAACAAGCCUGAAACGACAAAUUCUCCUGUGAUUGCUCCUGGUGUAGUGCGGUCCCUCUACCGCAUGCUGCUGCGGGAAGUUGUAAGGCUAGACAAGUCCGCGGUAUCGAAAACGCUCUUUCCGCUCACAAAGGAGCUGCAGAGCAUCACAAAGAGCCAUGGACCACUGUAUGUCCCAAAUGGUGUGAAGUACUUGGCUGUCCUUCGUGAAGUGUUCCGCGAUGUAAACUCACCGGCGAACAUAAAUUUGGCCUUUGAUACCCUAACGCGUAUUCGAGCGCACAAUGAAAAGGUCACAGCCAGGGUUUCCUUGUUUAUGAAGGACCACGUUCCUCUACUCACUACGAUGCAAGCAUCGCAGCCCAAGACAGGCGCGUACCGUGCAGAAACUGCCGCAUGCAUCGUGCAAAAUGGUCCCAAGUAUGCACCUUUAGGAGGAUCUGUCUUUUCUGUCCCCACGAAGGUGGUACUGCGGCAAACGCGCACGGUUGACCUUGCUGAGGGUGUUGCCCUGGUCGCACACCCUCUUUCCUCCACGCACGUGGAUCGUCGAGUGCUGUUGAUCACAGAACGCAAUCCCCAUGUAACCACCGCAGUUGUUUUAGACAUGCUGUUUACUUACCCGUUAUCUCGAGGAAAUCCUAUGUUUCCUGAGGUGUUUUGGGGCCACGAAGUGCACGAUGGUGGAUUUUCGCAAAUUGGUUUUACUAUGCCGCCCACCGCGCAGGUCAUCAUUUUGCACACGACCGAGCCUCCGACAGAGCCCGAAUCCCCACAAUAUCUUGCUUGGCUCAAAUGGAAGGAACGCAAACCCAAAACUCAAGCAGGUGAUACGCCUUCUGAGCAUCACUCUCUCCUUUGUAAGCCUUUAAUUCGUGGUGGGGUUUUGGAGGAUGGCACCGUGGAACCCACGCUUUAUCUGUCCAAGGUGGAAUCUUUACCGUACCUGGCCCAGCUUGUGCCAGGGAAGCCGCGAUCUUCCCUUCGGGUUUACUGGGGAAGCAUGCGGUGGCCGACGCAGCAGUUGGAGGCUGAAGUAGCCAAUGGGCAUUGGAUUCCCGUGAAACUUUCUCCUUCAUUUUUCGGUCCCUUUCCGCUGGUGCCGGAGUCAGGAAAGGUUGUCGAGAGGUUUCCAACAAAAGAAGAAAUGGAGGAGGCACGAACGAUGCGUGAACGACGGUAUGGCGUGGAUGUGUCACUGCCGCAAGCCUUUCCACCGGAUCAAAUCCUGCGGCGUCGCGAAUGUCUAUGGGAUCAAAUAAUGUAUUGUCUUGGGGGGGAGUUUAGUGCCCUGGUGGGUUGUGUGAACCCAUUUUCGGGAACAGCGCGAGGAGUGUUGCCAUUGGAAGUCGCGGGGCCUUCAGUCAUGAGUGGGGCUUUACCCGCCGAGGACGCAGAGACCCUCGUCCACGAGGAGGAUGACAUGGAGGAGGGAGAGGAGGAAGUGGAAGAAGAUGAGGAACACGAUGUGGGCGAAGAGAUUCAUGAUAUUGGGCUAAGUGGCAUGGCGAAGGAAGAAACGACAACGUUAAGGGGAAGGGAAGGAGGUGAUGCGUCUUCAUCCAUGCCGGAAAAGCCGCCAGAGUGCGGGAGUGGGGACGACAAGAAAAAGAAAUAA